Molecule: messenger RNA, 1314 nt
Organism: Adineta steineri
Lineage: Eukaryota; Metazoa; Rotifera; Eurotatoria; Adinetida; Adinetidae
Source: the annotation of a GenBank genome assembly
AUGUUUGACACUCUCUUUAUUACUAUUAUUAUAUGUAUUGUACAUAUUAUUCUUGGUCAAAGUGAUAUUCAAUACUUAAUUUUUGAAGGUGGUGGACCUGAUGAAGGUCCCGGUCCUAAUCAAACUCUUAAUAUUGCUUCAUUAAAACGUACAUUUGGUGAAAUUAAUCCUACUGCUCAACGUAUGUAUGCAUAUGGCAAACAACAAAUGCGAUUUCUUACUCGAUCAAAUGCUUUUGUUCGUUCAGAAAUGGAAACAGCAUUUACUCUAGCUGAAAAUACGAAUACACCUCUUUUUAUUCAUAUAGAUCCAAUAUAUGGUUGGGGUGCUGAUGAAGAAAAUUCAACUGCUGAUGCACCUACAAUUAAAUAUUGGAAUAAUGGAACAAUGCGAGAAUGGAUUGAGUUUCCUUUGAAUAAAAAUCAAUUACCAAAUCGUAUUCCUCGAACGUGGUUUAAUUGGGGUUCUUGGUGUUCACCCUCUUCUGCAUUUCCUGCAAUUGGUGCACCGAAUUUUAUUAAUUUCUCAGCAAUACAAUUCAACGAAAGUAUUGCUAAACCUCUUGCACAAUGGAUAAUAAAACUAAAUAAACAAAACAAAUUUUAUCUAUUUGCUGGUAUUAAUAUCGGUUGGGAAACAAAUAUACUUAAUUAUCGACAAAUUGAUCCAACUCAUUUACCAACAGCUGUAUGGCCAGUAAAUUCAAGAAAUAUAACAAUGCAACAAUGGGAAGCAGGUGCUCAACUUGGUUAUGCUUCACUCUAUUGGCAAGGAUGGACUGAAGAAAAAUUAAUUAUCGAAGCUCAACAUCGAAAUAUAACUCGUGAUGUUCUCUUUAAUUUACUCUGUUAUGAAAUUAUUCAUAAUUAUUUAGAAGUUUUAGCUAAAGUCUGUCAUGAUAAUAACAUUCCAAGAGAACGAAUUUUUACUCAUAUUGUUCCUAUGGCUUCAGUUGAUGCUUCACGUAUAGAUACAACUGUUCCACCUAUAUGGACUGCUGUUAAUUCUUAUUCAAUUCCUGGAUUUACAAUGGAUAAUCGAGGAGCAGCAAUAUAUAAUCUAACGGAACUUAAAUAUCAAAUUACUAUUGUUGAUCCUUCUCAAUCACAUUUUGCUGUUAGUGAAUCCUAUCUUUUUAAUUAUGGCGAUGAAGAAAGUAUGCGUGACAAUUUAAACGAAGCUUUUAUUAAUGGUGGUUUAAUUAAAGCAAUAUAUGGUGCAUUACCAUUCUCAAGUGAAGAUCCUCAACCAGCAGGAGCUAUUAAAGCUAUACAACAAUGGCUCAAUACCAAUCAUACAUUGAUUUUAAAAUGA